UGGACCAAACCUGCGCAUCGCGAAGCUACGGUAAAGUACUUCAAACUUCAACGUGCCCGUGAAGAGAUUCAACGCUUGAAUAUUGAAAUUCGUCGGUUGCGUACAGCCAUACAUGAUGAGGAACUCACUGUGAAUGCCACCAUCAAUUCCCUUCUCGUAUCCAACAAACCUGUUGGACUUGAACUGCAACGUCAAUGGCGCAGUCGCGCUGCCAUCAAUGCAGCGCAUUUGUUUAGAUUAGAUCGAAUCAUGUCACAGGCAGGCUUUUCAGGC
Messenger RNA from Suillus clintonianus, 273 nucleotides. RefSeq lists its product as uncharacterized. The transcript has a single exon. Lineage: Eukaryota; Fungi; Basidiomycota; Agaricomycetes; Boletales; Suillaceae. The annotation marks the transcript as partial. The record is from RefSeq and is a predicted model, not a curated record.